UCGAUGAAACUGGUAUUGUCAAAACUUAAUAUUCCUUUUCAUCCUUUCUAUGGAGAUUUAACAUAGUUGCCUAUAGCCCUAUACUAUGUCUCUAACUGUGAUAUUAUUACCUAGGCUGAAUACUGUUUUCCGGAAGGAUGGAGAUGGUCUUAUCAGUGGGUAGUUCACUGGGACGUCUAACAAAAGGAAGUUUGAUGCCAUAGAGAGGGCUGCUACAGACAGCCAAGAUUUGCACCACGAACUUGUACAAUUGAAAAAGGUUGUUCUAGCCAAUGCUAACCAACUGGCAAUCUUGGAAACGUCUCUUAAUAAUGCGGUUGGUAAUCAGCACAGUCAGGUGUCAAUCUUGGUAUUGCAGUCCCGUAUUCAAAAGAUUAAAGAUGAAAAUCGUGAUCUUAUUAUGAGAAUUGAAGCUGCUAACUCACAGCUGAAAGAUUGUGAGUCUGUGAUCAAGAGGAUUAAAGCGGGUGAUGGCAAUACUGCUCUGUUACUUCCAAAUCUGAACACUCCUGUUAAUGAGGAAGAUGCAGUAGAUCACCAAACUGCAAAUAAUGCAAAUGAUUUAGUCUAUGAGGGUCUCCUUCUUGAUCUUAAUGUCCCUCCUCCUAUGGAAAAUGUUGCUAACAAUGGAAAUCAGAAUGUUGAUAAUGAGGAUCAGAUGCUUCAGCUUGCAAAUGAUAUUGAUGUUAAUGAUGAUAUUGGGAAUGACCAUAAUGAUAAUGUUGACAAUCAGCUUGCAAAUGAUAAUGAUGUUAAUGAUGACAUUGAGGGUCACGUGCUCCAGUUAGGGAAUGACCAUAAUGAUAAUGUUGACAAUCAGCUUGCAAAUGAUAAUGAUGUUAAUGAUGACAUUGAGGGUCACGUGCUACAGUUAGGGAAUGACCAUAAUGAUAAUGUUGACAAUCAGCUUGCAAAUGAUAAUGAUGUUAAUGAUGACAUUGAGGGUCACGUGCUCCAGCUAGGGAAUGACCAUAAUGAUAAUGUUGACAAUCAGGCUGAUGAUAGUCAGGAUGAUAUGCCUCCAUUGGAGGAUGCUGAAUAAAACUGAGAAACUGUAUAGGGCGGAUUUGGUACAUAAAUGUGAAACUGAAGAUCUGAUUACAGCAGCUUAUGAACAGUUACCAAGUGAACAGCAUACGAUUUUAUAGGAUAUUGUGGAGUCAGAAUGCAGUUGCUAUUGUGAUCGAUGAUGGAGUUCUUUUUUGGUGAAGUCUGGACAAUUGUUGAUUUUGAAUAAGCGGGCAGGUUGAUGUAUGUUACACUUUGUGGGUGCUGUUUUGUAAUUGGAGGGUAAAAUGUGAAUUUUGAUAUGUUGGAUAUGCUCUCUUUUUUU
Messenger RNA from Linum tenue, 1333 nucleotides. Lineage: Eukaryota; Viridiplantae; Streptophyta; Magnoliopsida; Malpighiales; Linaceae. The record is from the annotation of a GenBank genome assembly.